Messenger RNA from Rhopilema esculentum, 2361 nucleotides. NCBI's taxonomy places the organism in Eukaryota, Metazoa, Cnidaria, Scyphozoa, Rhizostomeae, Rhizostomatidae. The record is from RefSeq and is a predicted model, not a curated record.
UUCUAUCUCUGCGACAACUGUCGCUUGAGUCUUUCGGGUCUUUUGGGUUGUUGGCAGGUAUGUUCCCACUGAGUCUUUUCAGUCGUUUGGGUAUUUUCCAACGACCCAAAUGACCCAAACGACCAAGUGGGAACCAGGCUUAACAGUCUCAGUCUGAAGACGAGGACCGAUAUUUUUCUUCGUCUGUUGGAGUUGGAGUGGUGUAAGCUGAGGAAGGCCAUUGUGGAGGGAAUGUAAUUAGAGAGUUGUGCAGAAAAUGCAGGGGAACAAAAGGACUCUGACAAUUUUAUAUGGGUCUCAGACUGGAACGGCUGAAGAAGUAGCUGAGAGGAUUGGAAGGGAAGGGAAGCGAAGACAUUUUUUAUGUCAAGUUUGUGCCAUGGAUAUGUAUGAUAUGACAAAACUGAUUAAUGAACAGAUGGUAAUUCUUGUUGCUGCUACUUGUGGGCAAGGAGAUCCUCCAGAUAAUAUGAAGAAAAUGUGGAGAUUCUUGCUGCGAAAAGAUCUACCUUUAACAUCACUUCAAAAUGUCAACAUUGCUGUUCUUGGUCUUGGAGAUUCUAGCUAUGUAAAAUUCAAUUUCAUUGCUAAGAAGCUCUUCAGGAGAUUAACGCAACUAGGAGCAGUUUCUGUCACAAAACCUGGAUAUGCAGAUGAUCAACAUGACCUUGGGAUUGAUGGUGUGGUGGAUCCGUGGCUCAAAAACCUCUGGGAGGGCAUAUUAAGACUAUAUCCAUUGCCUCCUGGUACAGAGGUAAUUCCAGCAAAUAUUAGACCACCUUCACGAUUCCAAGUAGAGAUUUUGCCUUCUGAAGGAGACUCUGUCUGUUCCAAUGGUGCGUCGAGUUCAAACAGAAUUGGCGAUACAGAGCAUGUCAAUGUAUGGUCAAAAGACAAUCCUUUUGAAGCAAGGAUGUUGUCAAAUCAAAGGGUGACAGAUACAGACCAUUGGCAAGAUGUAAGAUUAAUUGAAUUCGACAUCAAAGAUUCAGGUAUAAGUUAUUCUCCUGGUGACAUUGUCGUAAUUCAGCCAGAAAAUUCAGAUACUGUUGUUGAUGAGUUUACUCAGCUCCUGGGUUUGAACCAGAACGAGACUCUCAAAUUCUCAUCAAGUGAUGCUGAGAAUCCAGUUCCAACUGUCUUGGAAAGGCCCCUCACUAUAAACAGAUUGGUGAAAACCCAUUUAGAUGUACAGGGAGUGCCCAAGCGCUAUUUCUUCGAGUUGUUGUCGUUUUUCACGCCAUCAGAGAUGGAAAAGGAGAAGUUAUUAGAGUUUGCGUCAGCCGAAGGUCAGGAAGAGUUGUACAGCUACUGCUACAGAUCCAAACGGAACUAUUUCGAGGUAUUUCAAGAUUUUCCACACGCUGCAGCAAGCAUUCCAAUUGAAUACUUAAUAGACCUGAUCCCAGCAAUAAAGCCUCGAUCGUUUUCUAUCGCGUCCGCUCAGCGGGCACAUCCAGAUAAAAUACAGAUAUUAAUGGCAGUUGUCAAGUACAAGACCAAUCUUCAUCGGCCUCGUUUUGGGGUUUGUUCAAAUUGGUUAGCCUCGUUUAACGAAAAGGACAUGAAAGCAAAGCGUAUACGACUGUGGGUGGCAAAAGGCACCAUUACAAUGCCAAAGAGCCCGGCAACACCAAUUAUCAUGGUUGGCCCAGGUACUGGAGUAGCACCCUUCCGAGCGUUCCUAGAGGACAGGGUAUCGCAAAAAAUCAAAGGUAAUGUUCUUUUCUUUGGCUCCAGAAACAAAGAAAAGGAUUUCUUCUUUGAAGGACAGUGGAAAGAGUUUCAAGAGUCUGGGUAUUUGCAACUUUUUACGGCAUUUUCUCAAGAUCAGGAACAAAAGAUAUAUGUACAACAGAGAAUAAAAGAAAAUGCUACCUUAAUUUGGAACAUCAUUCAUUCACAACAAGGAUUCUUUUACAUUGCAGGGAAUGCAAAGGAUAUGCCAACUGCAGUUAUGAAUAGUUUAAAGGAUAUAAUCAGAAACGAGGGAUGCAUGUCCACUGAAGAAGCUGAAAUGUACUUCAAAAAGUUAGAUGCUAGGAGGUAUUUGCAAUGUGAGACAUGGUCAUAGCCUUGACUAUAGUAAGGUGUGGCUCCUAUGAGGAAUACGUCUAUUUCUUUAUCCAAAUUUCUAUCAAAUACUCAAAAUGGAAAAGACUGGUUUAGCGCCAAGAAAGCCAAAGCUCUGAAAAUAUCAACAAAACACUACAGGUAUUUCUUAAACCAAGGGAUUGAAUUUACUUAAAUUAAUGGAUUGCUUAAGCGUAGCAUCAAGCUUGUUGUACCCAGUUGCGAGGUGACUGCUUUUUUAUCAUUAUCAGAUAUUCUAUGGUAACAGUCAGGGACGCCUGAGAAAGG